AUGAAUGCUGAAACUCAAACCACAGCAUUAAGGGUAAAAAUUGCCCAAAAUGCUGAAACUCAAACUCAAUUUGAAUAUUUAUUUAAGCAAGCUGUUCUGCAACCUUUUACUGAGGAAUAUUUUGUUAAUCAUGAUGACAGAGUGAGGUUUUACAUUGGUUUUCCAGGUUUUGAUGUGCUCAAAGCAACUUUUCCUUUCAUCAGUCCGUUUGUCACUCAAAGGAGUAAAAGCUUGUCUUUGUUUCAAGAAUUUAUUAUGGUAUUAAUGAAAUUAAAAUUGAAUGUUCUUCUGCAAGACCUUGCAUAUAGGUUUGGCAUUUCUCUUACUACUGUUUCAAGAAACUUCUCCACCCAGUUAACAGUGAUGGAUAUCAGGCUUUCCCCAUCAUCAGAUGGCCUGAACGAGAUGAGCUCUGGCACACGAUGCCUAUCUGUUUUCAGUUCUCACUUGGCGAAAAAACCAUUAUUAUUGACUGUUUUGAGGUCUUCAUAGAACAACCUUCUAAUCUUCUAGCAAGAGCACAAACAUUUUCUAACUAUAAACAAUACAAUACUGUCAAGGUGCUCAUCCCAAUUACACCUGAAGGAUAUUUGUUUUACUUCCAAAGCAUGAGGAAGGACCUCUGAUAAAUACUCAACUGAUGUGGUUUAUUGAACCACUUGAAGCCACCAUUCAGGAGAGCAUUGCACUCUACCAGGCGCACUUAGUUAUUCCUGCCUUCACUGGAGGAAAGAGUCAACUUGAUCCACUUGAUGUGGAAUGAACACAAGGAAUUGUGAAUGUGCGAAUACAUGUCGAGCAUGUUAUUGGACUCCUGA
Molecule: messenger RNA, 818 nt
Organism: Pocillopora meandrina
Lineage: Eukaryota; Metazoa; Cnidaria; Anthozoa; Scleractinia; Pocilloporidae
Source: the annotation of a GenBank genome assembly